Messenger RNA from Leptopilina heterotoma, 2631 nucleotides. RefSeq names its product tubulin-specific chaperone C (gene TBCC). Gene Ontology annotation, molecular function: tubulin binding. Lineage: Eukaryota; Metazoa; Arthropoda; Insecta; Hymenoptera; Figitidae. Bases 660 to 1688 code for a protein of 342 amino acids. Gene Ontology annotation, cellular component: cytoplasm. The record is from RefSeq and is a predicted model, not a curated record. Gene Ontology annotation, biological process: post-chaperonin tubulin folding pathway; tubulin complex assembly. The transcript is spliced from 4 exons.
AGUGUGUGACUGUGUAUGUGUUUCAUAUUUCAAUCGUCUGUCCUGUCACUGUAUUGUACACUGUACUCGAGUUUUGUUAUUUCGUCGUUGGUUUCUCCCGGUAUUGAUGAUUUCCAUUUUAGGAAAUCUUUACUCUUAGUAUGUUAAUUAAGAAAUCAAAGAAGCAGUUGGCUGGUACUACACUAAAAGCAUUGUUAGCCUUUGAAGUUGUAGGUUUUGUCGGGUCAUACGCACUCUGGCAUCGCAUGAAUGUAUCUCAAGAUUUUAGGUACUAUAUGAAUAAAAAUUUUCCAAAAAUUCUUGACGGCUAUUACUCUUUGGGAGAAAAAUUAAAUCCAUCUUUGGAAAUGAGAACUUUCGAUAAACUCACCUGGGAAACGAAAGUAAAUUUGGAAGCUUAAGAUUUAAUGGCGUUCUUUAAGUCUUUCAUCCCAUUAAUAUCUGAUGGAAGUUUAGGAUAUUUACAUUUAAAACAUAUUAAUCUUAGCAAGACCAAUGUAACAAAGUUUCUUCUUGGAGAGCAGGCAUAUCCAAUAUUACAAAAUAAACAACAAAGCAAUAAAAUUAUUAACCAGAGUAAUCACAUGCAUGAUAAUGGUCAAUUAAAAGAAGACGAGGAUUUUGAAGGUGCAAAAGUUAUAUAACAUUUAAUAAAAACAAUGGAUCCUCCUGUAGUGGAGGAGGGGAGUUUGCCUGACAGAAUUAACAAACGGGAUCGAGAGCGUAAGAUUAUAAUAGAAAAAAGGCGCGAGGAAAGGCAACAAUUAGCUGUAGAGUCUGAACAGUCUAGUUACUUUAAUGACACCUUUUAUUCUUCUUGUAGUAAAAUUAAAGAAUUACUAGAUAGCACAUCUGGCAUUUCUCCAGUCGCUCUUGCUGCUAUUUUUGAUAAAAUUAACAAAGAGAUCUUAACAUUGAAGAAUUAUUUGCAUCAAUCGAAAAUGUUUCUUAAAGUUUAUGACAUUAGAAAGGCUCAGGAAAAUCUUCAAAUAUUGGAAAAUGACGCAUUGGAAUUGGAAACAAAGCUUCUACCGAAGAAGAAGUUUGGAUUUAAAAAUCGAAGAGUUAUUAAAAAACCAUCAGAUGGUAAAAAUGAUGUCACUGAUGGACUGAAGGAUCUCCAAAUAACGGAAAGUAUAGUAAACGGUUCUGGAAACUCAAAAAAGAAGCUGUCCAGUAAGUACGGGGACAGCGCUUCCAUGUUACAAGGGAAAAUUGAUGAGUCAUUGACUCUCGACGCUGAAAACGUAAAUAAAAACGAUGUUCUUCUCACGGACUUAACCCGCUGCACAGUACGAAUAUAUGGUGCACCGAGUACUCUCCACAUGGUUAAUUUAAGGCAAUGUACUAUCCUAGUCGGUCCUGUUUCAUCCUCGGUUUUCGCUCAGGAUUGCAAAGAUUGUAAUUUCGCCUUCGCUUGUCAGCAACUUAGACUCCAUUCUUCAACAGACUGUUCGGUAUACUUACAUGUGACGAGCAGAGCAAUUAUAGAAGACUGUUCCCAAAUUCGUGUAGCGCCCUACAACUGGUCCUAUGAAGAUCAGAUGAGUCACUUCAACCUAGCCGGUCUUGAUCCCAAGAUCAACAACUGGAACUGUGUUGAUGACUUCAAUUGGCUUUCGAGUGAGAAGAACUCUCCAAACUGGUCUAUCCUUGAACCAGAAUCUUGGGUCAAAAGCUGGAACUGACGAAAAAAUGUAAAAAGUCUGUAAAGAUUGUUUAUUUAUCAAAUUGGAUUGUUUAACUGGUCCAGAGCUGUGAAUGUGAAAAAUUGUAAUGCAUCAUUUUUUCUACUCAUAUUUGUAUUUCAGAGAUUUUUGUCAAGGUAGUAAAUUAUAUGUAGCUUUUUAUCUAAUGUUAUAGUUCAUCACUCGUUCAUGUUCGCCAAUGAAUCUCAUAAAUCUUCAAUUUUUGAGAAAUGAUAAUUUUACAUUUCAUAUACAUAAAUUAGACGGAUUUUCUUUCAAUAAAGAUUAUUCACUUUCAAAAAUAAUAUUAUCAUUUAAAAUAUUUCAUUAAUCGCAAUUUUCAUAGUGAAUCAAAGUGUCGAGAGUAAAAUUAAAAUGAGUACGUUUAGAAAAUUAAGAAACACAUUCCGUCUUUAUGUAAGCCGCAUGUUUCUUACUUCGCGAAUCCGCUUUUUGUGUGGAUGCUUAAAAAGACAUAAAAAUUUUUCACAUUUGCCCCUCUACAUUUUUUCAUCAAUUUAAAAUGCACAUGUUAACAGAAUUGGUCUCAUAAAAAUUAUUUGUACAUACAUAUUAAAAGAGUACUUUUUUGUUUAAAUAAACCUGACAAAUGUUUAUCGUACUUUCAUACAGAUUUUUUUAAUAUAAUUACACUAUUGUACUAUCAAUUCAUGGUUAAUAUGAUAGAAUUGAAUACAAAUAAAUUUGAUUACAUUUUAUAGAAUUUCGAAUGUCGUCAAAAAAAUUGUUUUGUUGAUCUAAAUUUGAGCUUUAUACAAAAAUUAUUAAAACUGUUUUUAUAUAGAAUCUUUUAAAAAACGUACAUUUAAUUGUUAUUUAUUUUCGUUGAUAUUCUUUUUCUAAUAACUAGAUACAAAUUACUCUGUGAAUAAACGAUUGGCACUAUUUUUUGCUGAUAAUAAAAAAUGUAAUAUAUUGAUAA